AAGACUCUUAGGAUGACAGCAGCUGUUUUGUGAUGUUCCAUUUUAGCUUUUGACAUUAUCUCAUUGUUGUCUAGAAUGGGAAGUAUAAUUAAUUUACUCCUAUGUUUGUGCAUGGUGCAUGUUUUGAUGCAUUUUAACGCUAAUGCGAAUACGUUCAGGAGGCCUUGGACGCCAGCACUAAACAGAACAAGCAUGACUGCUGUGAGGAGGGUUAGAGCUGUAAACAGACCGAUACCAAUCAACUGUAAACUGGAGAGCUGGACUGCAUGGACAUCGUGUAACUCUUGCACUGAACAAAAGUUCCGCUUCCGAAAAAUGGAGAAACCAUCGCAAUUUGGUGGGACACAGUGCUUUGAGACACUGUGGGAGACGCUGGCAUGUCCAACAGCAACCGCGCAGUGUUUGGUGCCAGAUUACUGCGGCGAGAGCUUCACCUGCAAAGAAACUGGCCGUUGUAUCAGCCAGUCCCUUCGCUGUAACGGAGAGGCAGACUGUGAUGAUUUUUCCGAUGAAGAUGGUUGUGAAGACUUCAAUCGGAGGAAUGACAAGUGCUCCACGUUCCUCACCAUCCCUGGUGCUGAGCGUGGCACUCAGGGCUAUAAUGCCUUGACUGGUGAAUUUGUGGAUCAUAUUUUGGACCCAAAGUACUUUGGAGGACAAUGUGAAUACGUCUACAAUGGCGACUGGAGAAAGUUCACCUAUGACUCCUUCUGUGAAAACUUGCACUACAACGAAGAUGAGAAAAACUACCGGAAGCCUUACAACUACCACAUUUACCGCUUCGCGGCAGAGGCCACAUCAGAGGGCUCUCAGGAAUAUUACAGUGAUGCGGUGAGCCUGUUAAACGCAAGGAAGACGAUGAGGUCCUCCAAUGAGGGCUUUUCGCUCGGCGUCUAUUACGUGCAAGGUGGACUGAGAGGAAGUAAGGAGUCCGAGUUUUUACGCAACGUAUCACAGCAUAAAAGCCAGGACUUGGGCUUCAUCAGGCUUUUAUCCACCGUGGAAACAGCUCACUUCAAGAUGAGAAGCGAUAAGCUGAUGCUCCAUGAGGAUUUCUACCUGUCGCUGAUGGAUCUCCCUGAGCAGUAUGACUUUGGCAUGUACUCCCGGUUCUUCGACACAUUUGGCACCCAUUAUGUCACUGAAGGAACCAUGGGAGGAACCUUGGAAUAUGUGGUGGUGGUCAACAAAACAUCCAUGGCUGAAUCAAAACUUGAGGUGAAGCAGGCCGGUUCAUGCUUGGGGGCCUCUAUUGGUUUGAGCUAUCCGGUCAGCGACUUGGGAACAGCAGGCCUCUCAGUGGGGGGCGAUAUAUGUAAAAAAAGAGGAAGCCUAAGUCAAGCCAGAGACACAGGUUCCGCUGUGAUUGAAGAUAUUAUCACUCUAGUGAAGGGGGGGUACACAGACACCGGCAGCGGCUUGUUGGCCAUCAGGGACCCUGAAACUUAUCGCAAAUGGGGGGCAAGUCUUAAAUACAACCCGACAGUCAUUGAAUAUGAGAUCAUGCCCAUCUAUGAGCUGGUGCGCCUGAGCACGGCCUCCGAUCACGUCGGGGCCAGACUGGCUAACCUUCAGAGGGGCUUGGAUGAGUACGAGCAGCAGUUUAGCUCCUGCCGCUGCGCCCCCUGCAAGCAUAACGGCGUCCCCGUGCUCGUUGGUACGUCCUGCAGUUGCAUCUGUAAGCCGGGCUACCAGGGAGAGGCCUGUGAGGACACAAAGCGAACAGGAACCAGGACAGAUGGGUCGUGGUCCUGCUGGGGAGAUUGGUCUCCCUGUACAUCGGGAGGGAAGCGGUGUACCAGGGCCUGUAAUAAUCCUCCACCUGAUGGAGGCGGGGCUACAUGCCUGGGCUCCUCCACUCAGACUCAGUCCUGUUGAAAUGACGUGCUGAUUUACUCAAAUAAUAUUAAGUCACUGAUGGUUUAAAUAACGUUUGAGACCAAUUGUUUAAAAUUUUAGACAAAUUGUUCAUUCAUUACACGAUAUUAAACAAGGACAGAUUAUUGGUCUAACAUGUGAAAUCACUGUGCAGCAGAGCAAGGGAGGUCAGGUCUACCGCCCAGAUAAGGAAAUCCGGAUCACUGUGACAUCACAGGGAGAAAAGUGGCUGUAGAAUGAUGGAAGCCCAUUAUGCAGAGGCAGCAGAAUUGCGCAAAUAAAUGUUUUUUAAUGAGCACAAAUAGGUGAAGGUACUCACAGGAAGUCUGGAACAAACGGCAAAAGGCUCAGUGGAAAUGUACACGGUAGUUUUGGCCGGUAAGGAUAUGUUUGUGGCGGCACAGGCGAGGAGAACAGAAGCAAUGAACAACGCGUGUACUACACAAAAUAAGAGCACCAAACAGGAAGUAACCCUUCCUGACAUUUCAGCAACAGUACCAAUAUCAGACACUUGGAGAACAAAAAGUAUUUUCGGAAGGAUCUUUAAUGUAUUAUGCUACCACCUCAUGAUACUGCUGUUCAUGCAAGUGUCUACCCAUGAAAAUGGAUAAAAAUGCUACUAUGCUAACAUGCUAAUGUUAGCAGGCUAGCAUAUAGCAUGAUUAUGGUAAGUGUUUACAAAUGUGUCUCCCCAUGAAAAUAGCAAAAAAUGCUAGUAUUCUUACAGUAGCAUGUUAACAAUGCUAACAUGCUAACAUUAGUAUGCUAAUGUUACUAACACAUAGCAUGUGCAAUGUCCCAAACAAGUGCUCUGACCAUUUUGUUUUGUGAAGUUAUAUGUGCAAAUGCUGAAAAUGGUCUCAAUGUCCAAAAAUCCAUCUUGGACCCAGACAUAGCACGCUAGCAAUGCUAACAUGCUAAUGUUAGCAGACUAGCAUAUAGCAUGAUAAUGGUAAGUGUUUACAAAUGCAUUUACCCAUGGCUGUUUUUUGCUAUUAUUUUUGCUAUGCUAUUAGCAUAUUAACAAUGCUAACAUGCUAACAUUAGCAUGCUAACACCCAGCAUGCUAACGCGUGUACUUGUGUGGUGUACUUCCAAGUAGGAAGUACACCACACAAAAUAAGAGCACCAAACAGGAAGUAACCCUACCUGACAUUUCGGCAACAGUACUAAUGUCACACAUUUGGAGAACAAAAAGUAUUUUCGGAAGGAUCUUUAAUGGAUUGUGACAAGGUGGGCUAUUUCAAAAACACUCAGUCGACUCCUGCUGCAAGCCUCUGCAUGGCAGGCCUCCACUGCCGGGCGCUGGGUUGUUACACUGGCGACUCCUCGUCUUGGUUCCUCCACUGCAGGAAGACCAGGAACCCCAGCAGCUCCAGCUGCCGUCGAUGGCGAUGUCUGUCAAGCGACAUCAUCGUAUCUCAAGUCUGUCAAAAAAACACUCAUCAUGUUGUGUGAACUGACCUUUUUGUCUGUUUGUGACCUCGCAGCCGUGUCCGCUGUAUCCGACUGGACACACACAUUCACAUCUGCUGCCUGAUGAGAUAUUAUGUAUCAGUAAUAAUUUGUAUUGAUGAUGAGUAAUACUAUGCUCAUGUACCUAUGAGUACAGCUACUCCAUUGUUGUGACAGGGAGCACAUCGACACGAACUGGCCUCUUCCAGGUACUCAAACAGGGCUCGUUUCAAGUUUCUCUUCAAGGUGUUGUGGAGGGUGAAGUCUCUGGAGGUGACCAACUCAUACAAAGGUCGCGUCUACUCGGGAAAUGCAGAUUCUCGGAAUUAGAGUGAACUGGAACGCCUCACCAACUGAGCCUUGACAGCUUGUUUUUAUUUAAAACACUUUCCACUUGGCGUCUUUUGUUGUUUACUCCCAAACUUGGCUUUAAUCAAGCCUUCUAUUUUGCCUCAAAGGACUGUGCCAAUUCUUUUUUGUUCUGUAAAUGCUUCUACUUCAGUGAGUCGGGUAAAAUUUCCACAUAUUACCAUUAAAAACAU
Doryrhamphus excisus (bluestripe pipefish) is the source of this 3875-nucleotide messenger RNA. RefSeq names its product complement component 8, alpha polypeptide (gene c8a). NCBI's taxonomy places the organism in Eukaryota, Metazoa, Chordata, Actinopteri, Syngnathiformes, Syngnathidae. The record is from RefSeq and is a predicted model, not a curated record. Gene Ontology annotation, cellular component: membrane attack complex. Gene Ontology annotation, biological process: complement activation. Gene Ontology annotation, molecular function: protein binding.